AUGGAUUCAAAAGAAAUGAACUUCAGCGGCAAUAUUGAAGCAAAUUGGAAAAGCUGGAAACAACGACUGUCAUUAUACCUACUAGCAAGUAAUAAAAACACGUGUUCGGACGAAACAAAAACGGCGAUAUUACUCACGUUACUUGGAGAAGAAGGCAUCAAUAUUUAUAAUACAUUUACUGAAAAACAGAUCUAUGACGAGAAGAAAGUCCCAAUAUUUCAAAAAGUAAUUGCGGCAUUCGAUGAGUACUGCCUAGGAAAAAAAAAUAUUGUAUUUGAAAGAUUUAAUUUUCUUAAAUACAAACGCCAACACGGACAAUCACUAGAAAACUUCAUCACACAAUUAAAAUUAUUAGCAGCAUCGUGUGAAUAUGGGCAACUCACAGACUCUAUCAUAAGAGAUCAAAUUAUUAUUAAUACUUCAGAUGUAGUACUCCAAGAACAGUUAAUCAAUAAGUCUGAUUUAUCAUUAGAAAAAACUAUAGAAAUCCUUAAACAAUCGGAAAAUGUCAAACAUCAAAUUGAAAUAAUAAACAAAGGGGAAAAAGAAGAGUCAGAAUAUUCCCAUGUCGAUGCAAUAAAAAGAAAAAACAAAUAUAAUACAAAUAAAAAUAAAGUUACACAAGCAAACUUCCAUUGCAGCAGAUGCGGCACACAACAUCCAGCAAGAAGCUGUCCGGCCUUUGGGAAACAGUGCAAGAAGUGUGCUAAACCCAACCAUUUCGCAAAUGUAUGCCAAUCGAACAAAAUGGUUCAAGAAAUAGCAGAUGAAGAAUGUGCAGAUGAAGAAUGUGCAGCGAUCAACAGCUUGUUUGGAGUCAGCGAAAUCAUUGUGCCCCAGACACAUAGCAUUCAACAACCAUGGUUCGAGGAGAUUAAGGUAGAAAAUAACUAUAUUAGAUUUAAGCUAGACACCGGUUCUCAAGUUAAUUUAAUACCUCUGAAUGCAUAUAAAACACUUAAUAUAAAUAAAUCCUGGAAUAGUACAACUAUUAAACUUGAGGCUUAUGGUGGAUAUAAAUUCAUGCCGUUAGGCUCAAUAAGAUUAAAGUGUGUAGUUAAUAAUAUUAUGGCAUGGGUGACAUUCUUAAUAAUAAAUAAUAGUACCAUACCUAUACUGAGUCUAGAGGCAUGUGAGAAAUUUAAUCUAAUCAAAAGACAUGAAAAGUGUAUCAGCAUGAUCACACAGUGCACUAGCCAAAAAGACAACUUUUUGAUAGAUAAUAGUAGUAUUUUUAAAGGGAUGGGAACAUUCCCGGGCGAACAUACAAUUAAAAUAAACCCCAAUAGUCAAGGAUCUAUCAAACCUGCGAGGAGAUUACCUCAAACAUUAUAUAAAGAUGUACAGGUAGAACUUAAUAAAUUACUAAAGCAUAAAAUUAUAUCUAAAGUUGAGGAACCCAAAGAGUGGGCUAGCAACCUCGUGAUAAUAAGAAAACCAGAUAAAAAAUUGAGACUUUGCAUAGAUCCAUCAGAACUUAAUAAGUCAUUAAAAUGA
Macrosiphum euphorbiae (potato aphid) is the source of this 1497-nucleotide messenger RNA. NCBI's taxonomy places the organism in Eukaryota, Metazoa, Arthropoda, Insecta, Hemiptera, Aphididae. The record is from the annotation of a GenBank genome assembly.